This is a messenger RNA of Amphiprion ocellaris (clown anemonefish), 2993 nucleotides long. Its product is annotated as protocadherin Fat 4-like. NCBI's taxonomy places the organism in Eukaryota, Metazoa, Chordata, Actinopteri, Pomacentridae. Gene Ontology annotation, biological process: homophilic cell-cell adhesion. Gene Ontology annotation, molecular function: calcium ion binding; cadherin binding. The transcript is spliced from 8 exons. Gene Ontology annotation, cellular component: plasma membrane; catenin complex. The coding region runs from base 1152 to 2993 and encodes 613 amino acids. The record is from RefSeq and is a predicted model, not a curated record.
CGUUUCCAGGACUUCACUUUUUUAAUGCCACGUCUGUUUUGUUUUGCAUAGGAUCUUACUUGAUUUUGUAAUUAUGUCCAAGAAAGAGGCACUUGGGAAGUAAACAGUAUAAUGGACUCGACAGGGCAAUGGAGAAAAUAUGUCAUUUUAUUGGUUUUUUUUGUGGUGUUUAAUACUGCUUUCACUCAUGACCCUUCAUCUGGAAACGCAGUGAAUGUGAGCAGUGAGAUGGAGUUUGCAGAUAUUGUCUUAGGGCAGCAUACGCUUCCCUCCUGGUAUUAUACAUCUGUUGAUGCUGUGCUGAAGCAUGGCACAGUCAGCACUCAUAACAGAUGGCAAACACAGAUGGCUUUCUCCAAAGCAGUUUAUUCAUUUCAAGUGAAAGAAGACACAGUACCAGGAACAGUUGUGGGAAAGGUGGAAACGCAGUUUGGGACUCUCACGCCUAUCACCUACUCAGUUCAGGAGGAUGACGGAGAGAACCUGUUCCUGCUCGGCCGAAUCUCAGGGGAGUUCCUAUUAUCCCGCAGCCUGGAUUUCGAAACACAAAGAUUCUAUGUUCUCACGGUGGCGCUACAGCAGGGGGAUUCGCACGUAUCCAGUGUCAGAGUUUACUUCAAUGUGCUGGAUGUGAACGACAACCCCCCUGUUUUCAGUAUGAAUGCCUUUUCUGCAUCGCUGCUUGAGGACACACAGGUCGGCACUUGCUUCCUAUGGUUGAAUGUGUCUGAUAAAGAUGAUGGCGACAACGGAGAACUAAAGCUAAGAGUGGUUGGUGGUGAUGAAGAGGAUGUGUUCUUCAUCCAUUCAACGGGUAAUUUAUGCUUGAACAAAAAGUUAGACAGAGAGAGACAAUCUUCCUACAAUCUAACCAUGACGGCCAUCGACUGUGUCCAGCCGGUGUCUUUACAGCUCACCAGCACAGCUCAAGUUACUGUGGUUGUCGAAGAUGUCAACGACAAUGCUCCAGUGUUUGUGUCACCCAAAAGUGUUAAUAUACCAGAAGACACCUUGCUUCAUUCUGUUAUAAUGACUGUACAUGCUGAGGAUGAAGAUGCUGGAUCCAAUGGGAAGGUUUUAUAUUAUUUAAACACACAUCUGGUGGGAUAUUCAGCAUCGAUCACAGAAGUGGAGCAAUAUACCUGGAGGAGAUGUUAGACAGAGAAGAGGUAGAUACGCUGACUAUUACUCUAACAGCCACUGAUAGAGGCUCACCCCAAAUGGCAACCACAAUGAAUCUCACGGUGCAUGUUGAGGAUGCAAAUGACUAUGAUCCCGAGUUUUUACAAAACAACUACAGCCUGACAGUCGGAGAGGACAUCCCCAGAGGAACAAGUCUGUUUCAGGUUCAGGCUUAUGAUCAGGAUAUUGGGCCAAAUGGACGAGUGAGGUAUAUAUUGACCCAGGCGAGUCCGUUUGUGGUGGACGCAGUUCGGGGUGUUGUCACGGUCAUGGACAAACUGGACAGGGAAAAGGACCCAAACUACACCUUCGUCAUAACUGCUGUAGAUCAGGGGAACAUCCCCAGAUCUGCUACUGCUGCUGUCAGUGUCACAGUGUUGGAUAUCAAUGACUUUGCACCACAGUUUUCUCCAGAAACACUCAUCAUACAUGUCAUGGAAAAUGAAGAGAAUCCAUUGGAGCUAAUACAUCAGGUCUCAGCUUUGGAUGAAGAUUUAGGGAUGAACAGUCAGCUUACCUAUUUCAUACAGUCAGGAAACAGUGAUGGUUUAUUCUCCAUCACACCCAGUGGCACGUUUGAGAUUUUACACACCCUAGAUAAGGAGAAGGAAUCGCUGUAUAUCAUCACCAUCACUGCGGUUGAUUCAGGAUUUCCACCUCUAACAGGUACUCUGACUGUUCAUGUCAUAGUGGAUGAUGUCAAUGAUAAUCAUCCAGAGUUCACUGAGGAAGUCUACAACACCAUCUUACCUGAGGACAGUCCUAUCGGUACUGUGUUUGCCAUGAUAACGGCAUCUGACAUUGAUGAGGGUGUCAACGGGGAAAUAAGGUACUUUAUGGAAGACCUUGAUGUACCUUUUGCCAUUGAGGAAACAUCUGGAGAAUUGUUUACAACCGGUAUCCUGGACAGGGAGACAGUAGCCAUUUACAGGCUGACAGUGAUUGGUAGUGAUAAGCAUCCUGCACAGCCUCUAUCAAGCUCUGUGUUUGUUAUUGUACUUAUCGGAGAUGUCAAUGACCACUGGCCCCAGUUUUUGGACAGCCCUUAUGUGGCCUACGUGCCCACUGAGUUACCUCCAGGUUCAGUUGUAUGUGCAGUAAGAGCAACAGACGAAGACACUGACAUGAAUGCAGAAUUACAUUAUUCAUUAUAUGGACCAAGUUCAGAUCUGUUUUCCAUCGAUCCAUACAGUGGCACUGUUUUCACCUCAAGUGUUCUCCAGAGAAUGGAUGAUAUUAUUGUCAAUGUGCAUGUAGAAGAUGGUGGAGAAGAUCGUAAAUUUGACACCACUACUAUCAGCAUCAGAUUUCAGGAUGUCUCUGAGUUCCCCCAGAUGAAUGUGGAUGUUCAGAGUUACUCUCUCUCUGAGGAUGAGCCAGUGGAAGUGUUGGUUGCUGUGGUCUCUGCGACAAGCACCAGAGCUGAACCCAUCUCUUUUUAUCUUGCUGCCGGAAACUUUGAAGACAUGUUCCAUGUGGAGCAAUUAAGUGGAGCACUGACAGUGGAGAACCCACUGGAUUAUGAAAACAAAAAGCAGUUCUCUUUGUUGAUAGAAGCCAGAGACUCUGGCUUGCCUCCCUUCUCAUCAUUUUCACAAAUUUACAUAAACAUCACUGAUGUAAAUGAUAAUUUCCCACAGUUCACUCAAUCUGAGUACAGAUGUGAGGUUUUUGAGAAUUCCCCACCAUCUGGGGUUUGUGAUGUUCUUGCUGUUGAUGCAGAUUCUGGCAAUUACAGCACAGUGCAGUACAACAUAACAGAAGGAAACACUGAUAACUUUUUUAUUAUUGACCUGAAAAUGGUUUAUUGA